AUGGGGAAAGGUUCCAAGUGGAGUGCCGGCGAAGACGGCCAACUCGCUCGCUCGUGGGUGUGCACGUCAGAAGACCCUGUGAAAGGGGCUGAUCAGUCCACUGAAUCGUUCUGGGCCAGCAUACGCGCACACUGGACCGCAGCAUGCGGAGGAGAUGGGCGCACGCCGCAGGCAUUGAAGAACCGUUGGGCAAUUUUGAACAGGUCUGCGCAAAAGUUUGCUGGAUACGUUGCCCAAGUCAAGGCGCGGCGUGAGAGCGGCAAGACCGACGAAGACAUGUUGGACGAUGCCCGAGUGCUGCACCUAUCGUUGGAGCGUGAGGUCUUUCAGCACGAAGAAGUUUGGCGCACGUUGAACUCCUGCCCAAAGUGGCAACAAGUUUCACCUACAAAGGCAGCAAAGCCAUCUUCGCAGCCCGGCCAAGAAGUGGCGCAGGCUUAUGACGCGCCUUCCGCACGUCCUGUUGGCUGCAAGCAAGCCAAGCGCAAAGCAAGCGAGGUGUCAGCGACGGACAUCAAACUGCAAGACCUUGUGCAAACGCAGAACGAAAAGAACAGGCUUUUUGCCGACUACAUGCUGCUCCAAAUGUUGCAAAAGUCAACCUCCCCACAGGACGAAGCCAUGCUUUCUCAAAUGAAGGACGACUACCUUGCAAAGCGAAGUCGUAGUGCAAAGGCAUGUGAAGAUGAAGAGGUUGUCUGAUGUAAUCUCAUAAAUACAUGUUGC
This is a messenger RNA of Aphanomyces invadans, 726 nucleotides long. RefSeq lists its product as hypothetical. Bases 1 to 702 code for a protein of 233 amino acids. The record is from RefSeq and is a predicted model, not a curated record. The transcript has a single exon. Lineage: Eukaryota; Oomycota; Saprolegniomycetes; Saprolegniales; Verrucalvaceae.